This is a messenger RNA of Bicyclus anynana (squinting bush brown), 2854 nucleotides long. RefSeq names its product putative fatty acyl-CoA reductase CG5065. The record is from RefSeq and is a predicted model, not a curated record. NCBI's taxonomy places the organism in Eukaryota, Metazoa, Arthropoda, Insecta, Lepidoptera, Nymphalidae. Gene Ontology annotation, biological process: long-chain fatty-acyl-CoA metabolic process. The transcript has 13 exons. The coding region runs from base 191 to 1675 and encodes 494 amino acids. Gene Ontology annotation, cellular component: peroxisome. Gene Ontology annotation, molecular function: alcohol-forming very long-chain fatty acyl-CoA reductase (NADP+) activity.
UCCUCGUCAAGCCAUUCUGCCGCAAGACGUCGCAGAUCACGGUCAAAUGACAACAAUAUAUUACUUAAAUAAAUAAAUAAAACUUAAUAAAAUAAAAUAAAUAAAAUAAUAUUAAGUGACUUGUAAAAGUGUGUUAAAAAGUGUGUGAUUGGUGGUAAACUUUUGGGUGCGUUUUUCUCUUUCGGGUAAAAUGGCGCCAUCUAUUGGCGUAGCAGAGUUCUAUGCCGGGAAAACAAUUUUUAUCACCGGUGCAACAGGUUUUAUGGGAAAAGUUCUCAUAGAAAAACUGUUAAGAUGUUGCCCGGAUUUAAACAAGAUCUACCUGUUGAUGCGGCCGAAAAGAGGGCAAAGUACCAAAGAGAGACUCGACGACUUUAUGCAUUGUCGGGUUUUUGAUAACCUUCAAGAGACAUCUCCUAAAUCUUUCGACAAGCUCCAUGUCAUCAAGGGUGACAUAUUGCAAGAUGAACUAGGGAUGUCUAACCAGGACUGGGACAUGUUGCAGAGGGAAACACAGAUAAUGUACCACUGCGCUGCUUGUGUUAGGUUCGACAUGUUCAUCCGUGACGCGGUCAACAUGAACACUGUGGGAACAAUGAGGGCGCUCAAGUUAGCGGAGGGCAUGAAAAAACUGGAGGUAUUAGUCCACGUGUCAACGUCGUACUGCCGGUGUGAGCUCCCGGUGCUGGAAGAGAAGGUGUACCCAUCUGUGCACAGGCCACAGAACAUCAUUCAAUGCGUCAAAUGGAUGGACGACGACCUUCUUAACUAUUUGCAACCCAAGUUGAUCGAGCCUCAACCAAACACCUACGCGUACACCAAAUCUCUGACCGAAGAUCUGGUGUCACAACACGAGGGAAAAUAUCCAAUUGUCAUUGCAAGACCUUCCAUUGUGACGGCCGCUUACAAAGAACCCUUGCCUGGCUGGGUGGACAACUUAAACGGACCAACCGGGCUACUAGUUGGAGCUGGGAAAGGAGUGAUUAGAACCAUGCAUUGCAAUGAGGACUACUUGGCCGAUGUGGUUCCCGUAGACAUGGCCGUCAACGCUUGCAUCCUCCUGUCUUACAUCACUGCCUUGGAAAAACCAAAAGAAGUCCGAGUUUGCAAUAUCACACAGUCCGGUUACAACCCUAUCACAUGGGGACAAGCACUCGAUAUGGGUCGAGUCCACGUCCAAGAGUUUCCAUUCUCGGUGUGCCUGUGGUAUCCAGGCGGCUCCCCGAAGAGCUCCAGACUGCAACAUCUGUUGGCAGUGUUCUUCAUGCAUUUACUGCCCGCAUAUUUUGUCGACUUUCUCCUAUUCUUGACCGGACAGAAAACAUUCAUGAUCAAAAUACAAAAGCGCGUCAACUACGGCUUAGAAGUCCUUCAAUACUACACAACAAAAGAAUGGUUCUUCCAGAACGAUUACUAUAGAUCGCUACAGAACCAAAUAUCUAAAGCAGAUGAUGAGACGUUUUAUACUAAUAUUGAGGUGGUUCACUGGAGUUCCUACAUAAGAAACUACAUAAAGGGAGCGCGGGAGUAUUGCUGCAAGGAGGAUCCUGCGACUUUACCUCAGGCCAGGCGAUUACAUAAACAGUUAUACUACUUAGACAAAGCUGUCCAGCUAACUAUCUACGCACUCAUCGCCUACUUCAUAUAUUACUAUAUCAUACUAUAUUUUUGUUAAUUCAAUUAAAUAAAAUAUUUUAGCUGGAGGCCAUUUUAAUGCAAUUGUUAUAUUUAAAUAUUUACUUAGACUGCCAGCCUGCACAACCGAGAGUUACCUACGUUUAUUAUAUUUUGUUUAUUUACUCCACCGAAAGUAAUUAGUUUUGUUAAGGCUUGUAUCUUUAGCUAAGUUGAUUUACCUGGCACUUCAAAACACACACAAGUAGAGCCUGUCCAGCUCGCCUAUUUCCUUUUUUGGUCUUUAUUAACAACAUAUUAAAAUAAACAUCAAUUCAAUAUUGAAAAAAUGUCAUCUACCUACAUGAGAUAUCGUGUAUGUCAACUAGCAUAUGUCAAAGAUUAACUUGCAGAUGAGGCUCUUUAGAGCGAGUCUCGCGUAUUGAUACUCACACGUGGUCAAGUUACUAGGACUACAUACCUGUAUAAUGUACAUCCCGUCCAGAAGUAAGUGAUUAAACGCGCGUUUCCGUUUCCUCACUCGCGCGUAAAAAGUGCAUUUGGGCGGGACAUACUCGUAUUAUGUAGCCCUAGUAUCUCGGCUACGUGCCAGUGUCGCGUUAAACGCCUCAUCUAAUGUAAUAUAUAAUGUCUAAGAAGCGAAGGACAACAGACUCUGAAAAGAAACUGAAAACGACAUUUGUCGUAUAUUCACGUACGGCAGUGCACAGUUUUAAAUUCACCUCUAUCUUUCUCUGUCUAAACCAUACAAAAGACAGAGACAGACAUACCUACGCAUUUGAAGCUCACAUUGUAAAAUUAUAAAAAAAAAACAGCGUUAUAGAAAUAGUGCUACAUCGAAUGUAUUGACGUGCCAGGUAAACAUAAUUUAAAUAUACGUACGCUCAACAUAUACACAUAUAUACUCACAUAUACAUACAUAGUCUUAAUGCAUUAUAUAAUAUGUAGUUAAGUAUUCUGUAUAUUGAUAUGUUACAUUUUUACGCAUGGGCAGGAUAAGGCAGUCUUACUAUAUUACCGUUAGGGCUGGUACACAUCAGGCAAGUUGUAGCGUAGCGCAUUUUGUUGAUAUAAUUUAUAAUAUUUUUUAAAAUGUUUCAUUUACUUAAUAGGGUUUUUUAAAAUUUAAUAGCAUUUCAUAGGACUUUUGAGCAAUAAAUUAUAUUAUUAAGGGCCGGUUUCACCACUUUCUAUUAAGUGUCUGAUAGCUGAUUCUGGA